Strigops habroptila (Kakapo) is the source of this 14632-nucleotide messenger RNA. RefSeq names its product vacuolar protein sorting 13 homolog D (gene VPS13D). The transcript has 72 exons. The record is from RefSeq and is a predicted model, not a curated record. Lineage: Eukaryota; Metazoa; Chordata; Aves; Psittaciformes; Psittacidae. Gene Ontology annotation, molecular function: protein binding. Gene Ontology annotation, biological process: protein targeting to vacuole; mitochondrion organization; protein retention in Golgi apparatus. Bases 392 to 13645 code for a protein of 4417 amino acids. Gene Ontology annotation, cellular component: extrinsic component of membrane.
GAGCGGCGGCGCCCAGGGGAGCUGAAGCAGGACCGGCCUCACAGGCCCGCCGGGCCGGCUCCGCCUCAAAGAGGCGGGGAAGGCGCACAUCGAUAGCUCAGCGUUCCUCUGUCCAGGCGAGCCCCCGCCGGUUGGCUCGGAUCGAUUGGCGUGCGGCCCGCCGGCCCCCCGCAGUGUCGAGGAGGCGGCCGCCACCGGGCGCCCAGUAGUCUGUGCUGUCACUUUGAAAACCUGUUGGAGUAACUGUUGAUGAGCUAUUUAUGGGACUUGGAUCUGAUUACUUCCUACACUGACAGCCUUCCUAAAAAAGAGGUUUGGGGAGGAGGGAGACUAUGGAACAGCAAUCCAGAAAAUGACAGAAAAACAUUAGUUGCCCUCUUCUAGGACAGUCAUGUUGGAAGGAUUGGUAGCCUGGGUCCUCAACACGUAUUUGGGCAAAUACGUCAAUAACCUGAACACAGACCAGCUUUCGGUUGCUCUUCUGAAGGGUGCUGUUGAAUUGGAAAACUUGCCACUAAAGAAAGAUGCCUUGAAGGAACUGGAAUUACCAUUUGAAGUAAAGGCAGGUUUCAUUGGCAAAAUAACACUGCAGAUACCUUUUUAUCGUCCGCAUGUGGAUCCAUGGGUGAUAUCUGUCUCAAAACUGCACUUAAUUGGUGCACCAGAAAAAAAAGAAGAUUUCGAUGAGGAAAAGGAGAAGUUGCAAGAGAGAGAACACAAGAAAGCCCUUCUCCUAGCACUUGAGGAAAAAUGGAAAACAGAACAACAACAGAAAGGGGAAUCCUACUGGUACUCAGUUACUGCAUCUGUAGUCACAAGAAUUGUAGAAAACAUUGAAUUAAAAAUUCAGGAUGUGCACUUGAGGUUUGAAGAUGGUGUCACAAACCCUUUGCAGCCGUUUGCAUUUGGCAUAUGCAUCAAAAAAGUAUCCAUGCAAAAUGCAGUAUUUGAACCAGUAGAGAAGCUGAUGCGUAAAAAACAGUUGGAUGUUGCCGACUUCAGUGUUUAUUGGGAUACCAACUGCACUUUACUAGGAGACCUGCCUCCUGGUCAGCUACAGGAAGCAAUGGAUAAAAGUAUGGAAAGUCGUGAUCAUAAUUACAUCAUGGAACCUGUAUGCACUUCUUCUCUUCUUAAGAGAAAUUGUUCUAAAGAGCCUUUAAGAUCACGCCAGACUCCACGGCUUGAGUGUGACAUUCAGCUUGAGACUAUACCCUUGAAGCUUUCACAGAUGCAGUAUCAGCAGAUCAUGGGAUUUCUAAAGGAACUGGAUAGAAAGGAACGACAGCUUAAAUUCAGAAAGUGGAGACCAAAGGUUUCGGUAACAGCGAACUGCCGAGAAUGGUGGAUCUUUGCUUUGAAUGCUAAUCUGUCGGAGAUCAGGGAGCAGAGGCAGCGCUCCACCUGGGAGUUUGUAUUACAUCGGGCCCAAGAUGCAGUGUCUUACACUGACCUGUAUUACACCAAGUUGAAGGGGGAACCACUGUCUGCUGCAGAGCAGGCAGAAAUGCAUCGUAUUGAAGAUGAGCAAACUUACGAAGAGUUGAAGAUACUAUAUGAGAUAGUUCAUGAUAAAAUUCAUGACUUAGCUGAGAGCAUUAAAGAGCCGUUGCCUUAUUCCCCUGGAGGGUCCCCUACAGCAGAAUCUGCACAUGGCAGUAGCACUGGAAUGCUGCAGUAUCUUCAGUCUUGGUUUCCUGGAUGGGGAGGUUGGUAUGGAUAUGCUCAGCAAACAUACGAAGGGGAACCAUUUGAAGGGCUGCUGACAGACCCAAAGGAACAGUGGAAUCCAGAGGACAUACUGGGUACAGAUGAGUUUUUUGACCCUGCUGCAGAUGCUUCUAGCAUGAAUACCUUUACGAAGAGAGAUCAUAUUUUUGCUAAAUUAAAUCUACAGUUGCAGGGUGGCUCUUUCACUCUGUUGCAUAAGAAUAAGAAGGUGGUGCAUGCUGAGGAGACUGCUUUUAUGCAGCUGGAGUUUUCAGGUGUAAAGAUCUUAGCGGAAUCCCUUCCUCGCAGAAAUUCUUCCCUUCUCAGAGUUCAGCUUGGUGGUCUUUUUCUGAGGGAUUUGGCAACAGAAGGGACCAUAUUUCCUGUUCUCGUUUUCCCAAAUCCUCAAAAGGAGGUUGGCUGCAUGUCUUCCUUUGGACUCCAGAAUUUGUCAUCAGAAAUGACUAAUCAGAACACUGAUCCUGAUGCCCCAGUAUUUGAGAUGCUUUAUGAAAGAAAUCCAAUCCACAGCACUUUUGAGAGGCGCCUGGAAGUCAGUACCAGACCUCUCAAUAUUAUUUACAAUCCACAAGCCAUUAAGAAAGUAGCUGACUUCUUCUACAAGGGAAGGGUUCAUACCUCAGGUUUUGGAUAUCAGUCUGAAUUAGAGGCAAGAGUGGCUGAAGCUGCCAGAAGACAGUACAACAAGCUGAAAAUGCAGACAAAAGCUGAAAUCAGGCAAACUAUUGAUCGUUUACUUGUAGGAGACUUCAUAGAAAACAGCAAAAGCUGGACUGUGUGCCUUGAUAUUUCUGCCCCUCAGGUGAUCUUUCCUGAUGAUUUCAAAUUUGUGGAUCCAGUGUUAGUUGUUGUAGAUCUGGGAAGAAUAUUACUGACCAAUUCUCAAGAAGAAUCUAAAAGGAGCACAGAUACUUUUUCUUCAGAAGUCAAUGAACUGAGUGAUGAGGAAUAUAAAACACCUCUUGCAACUCCUCCCAAUACUCCACCACCAGAAUCUGACACUAACAGUGGCAUGAAAAUGUCUGAAUUUACUGGACUAGAAAUAAGUGAAGAGCAUCUACAAGCACACUUAAUGAGUAAAAAAAUGUAUGAGAGAUACACACUUUCAUUUAUGGACCUUCAGAUCAUGGUAGGCCGAGUGAAAGACAACUGGAAACACGUUCAAGAUAGUGAUGUGGGUCCCACUCAUGUGGUAGAAAAAUUCAAUGUUCACCUGCAGUUGGAGCGCAGGUUGAUCUACACGUCUGACCCAAAAUACCCAGGAGCUGUCUUGUCUGGCAGUCUGCCUGACUUGAAAAUCCACAUCAAUGAAGACAAAAUACUAGCUCUGAAGAACUGUUGUGCACAGCUGAGUACGUCUGAAACUAAGUCUUCUGAUGCCCUACAUUUAGGGAAAGACAAGAUUUUUGCAGAGGUAGACCAGCUUGGCAGUUUGCAUGAUUCUGUGAUGAACCUAACCCAGAGUGUUGUGAUGCUAGAGCAACACACCAGAGAAGUUCUUGUUGAGUCUCAGCUGCUUUUGGCUGAAUUCAGAGUAAACUGUAUGCAGUUGGGUGUUGAAAGUAAUGGACGAUACAUCUCUGUACUCAAGGUUUUUGGCACCAAUGCCCAUUUUGUGAAAAGGCCAUAUGAUGCAGAGGUGUCCCUGACUGUUCAUGGCCUGUUAUUGGUUGAUACUAUGCAAACAUAUGGAACAGAUUUUGAUCUUUUGAUGGCUUCUCAUAAGAAUCUGAGUUUUGAUGUGCCAACAGGAAGUCUUCGAGGCAGCAGGGCUCAGUCUCCAGUUUGUGGACCACGUGAUGCACGUCCCAUUGAUGCAGCUAGUUUGGCAGAGAGAUGCACUACAGCCUCAAGUACAUCAUCUGGUAACAAUGGAAAAGAUCAAGAGUCCCUGAUAAAAUUAGAGUAUCAGUUUGUGAGUGCUGAAUGUCCAUCAAUGAAUUUGGAUUCCAGUCUGCAGGUGAUCUCUGUGCAGGUGAACAACCUGGAUAUCAUCCUUAACCCGGAGACUAUUGUUGAACUGAUUUGCUUUCUCCAGAAAUCUUUCCCGAAGGAGAAAGAAGAUUCUAGUCCUCAGCCUUUAAUAACUGACUUGGAAAAAGAUUGGAGGGAACAGGAAACCUUCCAGUCAACUUACGUGCAGAAUACAGAGGUAGCAGUUGAUAUUCACUGGUUAAAUAUACUCCUUCUCAGGACAGUUGGCAUGACAAAUGGAGAAAAAUAUGGUAGAAAAAUUGCAACAGCCAGUAUUGGUGGCACCAAAGUCAAUGUCUCCAUGUGCAGUAAAUUUGAUGUAAAUGGCUCUCUGGGAUGUCUUCACCUGAUGGACCUAACACAAGAUAGCGUUAAGAACCAGUAUGUUGUCAGCAUAGGGAAUACAGUGAGGUAUGAAAAUCUCAUUGGUGAUGUAGAUUACUUGGAAUCUUUAUUCUUCAGGCUUGAUGAUGGGAAUAGCCUUCCAGAUGCAUUAAGUUUCACUUUCACAGAAAAGUCAAAAGAGGAAUGUUCUCUGAACCUCAAAAUGGCCUCUUUACACUACAACCACUCAGCUAAAUUUCUGAAAGAACUAACUUUGUCAAUGGAUGAAUUGGAAGAGAAUUUCCGCAGCAUGCUGAAAAGUGCAGCUUCAAAAGUUACCACUGUCUUGGCAACUAAAACUGCUGAAUACAGUGAAAUGGUUUCUUUGUUUGACACAACACCACGAUCAAGAGAUGUUGCCAACUUAGAAGAUAAUGAAGGCUAUGGCUUUGGAUCACAACCACUCAAAAUUGAUACUAUUAAGCUUAUAUUAAAUGUAAACAUUGAGUCACCGAUUGUCUCCAUACCUCGAAAGCCUGGUAGCUCUGAACUGCUUGUAGGUCAUCUAGGACAAAUAUCCAUUCAGAAUUUUGUACCAGGAGAAGAUGAAUCUACAAGUGAUAGACUGCAAGUUGAAAUUAAAGACAUUAAAAUGUAUUCUUUAAAUAGCAGCCAGUUUACAAGCAAGAAGGAGCCUGCAAGUGAAGUAUCUCGGGGGCUGCAUUCUUCUUCAGGUCCUGCUAGUAUUAGUAGCCAGGACGAACCCCAUUUUACUCGUCAUGACUUCUUUGAAUCGUUACAUAAAGGCCAUGCUUUCCACAUUCUGAAUAACACCACCAUCCAGUUUAAGUUGGAAAAGAUACCACUAGAAAAAGAUAUAACUUUUCCUCUGAGUAAUGAAGACUUUGGAAUAUCAAGCAUUAUGAAGAUUGAAGGGAAAUUUGUUAACCCUCUUCAGGUGGUGUUAGCAAAACAUGUGUAUGAACAAGUUCUUCAGACUCUGGAUAAUUUAAUUUACAGUGAAGACUUGAACAGAUUUCCAACCACUUCUGUGUCUUCAACUUGUCAUAGUUCUCCUUCAGCAUCACUUCACAGUACAGGCACAGAAUUCUCAAGUGAACGGAAAGAAAAUGGUUUAUUCAGCCAUUCUAGUUUUAAUUCUGUUCCAAACAAGUUGGUAGCUAUCAGGGAAACAAAAUCUUUUACUCAGAUUCAGGCAAACUUUCGUAUCUCAGAGCUCCAGGUGCAGUUAAGUGGUGACCUUACACUCGGUGCACAAGGCCUUGUCAGCCUUAAGUUUCAGGAUUUUGAGGUUGAGUUUGCUAAAGAUCAUCCUCAGACUUUGUCUAUUCAGAUUGCCCUGCGUUCCCUGCUGAUGGAAGAUCUUCUGGAGAAGAACCCAGACUCUUUGUACAAGAAUCUCAUGGUGUCCCGUGGAGCACCCAAGCCAUCCAGUUUAGCACAUAAGGAGUAUCUUUCCCAGUCUUGUCCCUCAGUAUCCAAUGUAGAAUAUCCAGAUAUGCCACGUUCCCUGCCUUCCCAUAUGGAAGAAGCACCUAAUGUCUUUCAGCUGUACCAAAGACCAGUUUGUGCCUCCCGUAAGAAGCAAAAAGAUGAUGCUGAUUCUGAGUAUCCUCUGACUCCACCUCCUUCUCCAUCAGCAGACAGAUCCAAGUUGUCCUGUGGAAAAAGUAACUUUGAUGAUUCAUUAGUUCAUAUCAAUAUAUUUCUAGUGGAUAGGAAACAUCCUGAAUUUUCUUCUCGCUAUAACAGAAUUAACCGUAGCGUAGACGUUGAUUUUAAUUGUCUAGAUGUCUUAAUAACUUUGCAAACUUGGGUAGUGAUACUGGAUUUCUUUGGGAUUGGAUCCACUGCUGAUAACCAUGCUAUGAAGCUGCAACCUGAAGAUACUCAGCAGGCAGUCAAAUCAGAAAUAAAUACCUUGUCAGCUUCUCAAGCCCAAGAGCCUGUAAACACUAAGCUGGAUCUGAAGGUCCAUUCUUUAUCAUUAGUACUGAAUAAGACAACUAGUGAGCUUGCUAAAGCCAGUGUGUCAAAACUUGCAGCUCACUUGGAAGUGAUUGAGGGAGAUUUAGCCCUGCAAGGAAGUAUUGGAAGUCUGUCCUUAAGUGACCUUACAGCUCAUGGAGAAUUUUACAGAGAACGUUUCACUACAAGUGGGGAAGAAGCACUCAUUUUCCAAGUCUUUAAAUAUGGGCGGCCGGAUCCAUUGCUCCUACGAGAGUGUGAUAUUCGUGUCACUCUGCAGAUGGCGUCUGUUCAGUAUGUGCACACUCAGCGUUUCCAGGCAGAGGUGGUGUCAUUCAUCCAACAUUUUACUCAGCUUCAGGAUGUCUUGGGAUGGCAAAGAGCAGCAAUUGAAGGACAAACAGUAAGAGAUAAAGCACAGCGAGCUUCCCGAGUUCUUCUUGAUAUUGAGGCUGGUGCUCCUGUUCUGCUUAUACCUGAAAGCUCAAAGUCUAAUAGUCUUAUUGUAGCUAAUCUUGGAAAACUGAAAGUCAAGAACAGAUUCCUUUUUGCGGGUAUGCCGGGCACUUUUUCAUUAAAGAACAAGGGAUAUUUCAGCAGUGCGAAUAGCAGAAAACAGAGAUCUGUAUGGGGUGAGACUUGCUGGAACACACUGGAGAACAGACAGGAUUCAGUUCAGUUUUCAUCUCCUUUGGGAACUCCUAAACAUAGCAUGAAGAAAACAACAAGUGCUGAUGAAUCAAAAGUAGCAAUGGAAGGAUUGUUCAUGAAAAAAUCAUCAGGAAUGAACACGUCUAAGCUGAAGAGUGAGCCUGUGCUGAAUACUCUGAGUAAGCAACAAGGGCAGCAACCAAAGCUCCCUGUUGUAUUGAACCCUGACAGCCCAGAGGAUCACAUCUGCCUCUUAGACUGCAUUGUGGUUGAUCUGCAGGACAUGGACAUAUUUGCUGCAGAAAGGUACCACAGGGAGUAUUCAAAGGCUAUGGAAGAUACUAACGCGGACUUGAGCUUUCCAUCCUACUUUGUGAGGCAGACAGGAGGAAGUCUAUUGACAGAACCUUUCAGGCUGAAGUUACAAGUAGAGAGAAACUUAGACAAAGAGUUAAGUCAUGCAGUUGCAGAUAUAUCGAUACAUGGCAACCUGUCAUCAGUCCAUUGCAGUCUGGAUUUGAACAAGUAUAAGCUGAUAAGAGGACUGCUGGAGAACAACCUUGGGGAGCCUAUAGAAGAGUUCAUGCGGCCUUAUGACUUGCAGGAUCCAAGAAUUCAUACAGUUCUGAGUGGAGAAGUGUAUACUUCUAUGUCAUUCCUCAUCGACAUGGUUAAUGUGAGCCUGGAACUCACAGAUCCAAAAGGCAAAGAUGGAUGCAGCUCUUUAGCCAGGUUUGAUUUCAAGAAAUCCAAGUUGCUUUUUGAAAGCUCUUCAAAUGGAACAAAGUCUGUAAAUUUGGUUUCUCAUUCCAUGAUGGCAUUUGACACACGUUACGCUGGACAGAAGUCUGCUACAGGCACACCGAAUUUAUUCAACUGCAUCUUUCAGUCAUCAAAGAACACCAGUAGUCCAGGAGCAAUCCAGAUUGAAUUGCACUUCAGGUCUACAAAGGAUUCCUCCAGUUUCACAGUUGUUCUGAACAAUCUUCGUGUAUUUCUGAUCUUUGACUGGUUGUUACUUGUUCAUGACUUCUUAUAUACCCCUGGAAGCAGCAAAAAGCGGGAAACUCACCUUUCUUCCCGGCAGCGAACUUACAGCAGUGAAACAACUGUAGUUCCCAAAGCAGUGAAAAGUGGAGUAGUUACAAAACGUUCAUCACUGCAUGUGUCUACAGAAAAACAACUGGAAGUUAAGGUUAAUGUGACAGGGACUGAAUUUGUGGUCGUUGAAGACAUGUCUUGUUUCGAUACCAAUGCCAUUAUUCUGAAGGGGACGACCGUUCUCACUUACAAGCCCAAGUUGUUGGAUCGUCCUUUCUCUGGUAGUUUGUUUGGCAUUGAGGUGUUUUCAUGCCGGUUAGGAAAUGAGCAAGAGACUGCACUGUCAAUCAUUGAUCCAGUACAAAUUCAGCUGGAGCUUGUUGGGAAUGCUUCCUAUCCAAGUGGUUCAGGUCUGUUGGAUGCUUUCAAUAGUGAGGAUUUUCCUCCUAUUCUAGAGAUUCACUUGCAAGCGCUGGAUAUCAGACUGUCCUACAAUGAUGUUCAACUGUUCUUGGCAAUUGCAAAGUCAAUUCCUCAACAGACUAGUGUAGCUAUGCCUGACACAACUGUAUCGACUGCUGAAAAUACUGCUAACCCUUCCAGUUCAGCACUGGUGAAUGAAACUUCCUCCUUGACACAUGAAAAGAGAGAUACAUCUAAACGUGUGUUGGAUCCUGUUCUUGAGGUGCAGCUGGCUCGCCUCCAGGAGUUGGGAUUCAGUAUGGAAGAUUGUCGUAAAGCUCUCUUGAUCUGCCAAGGUGACUUGAAAAAAGCAGCCACUUGGUUAUUUAAGAAUGCUGAACCUUUGAAAUCAGUUUCCCAGGCCUCUUGUGGUCAAGAUAGCCAGGGGAUUUUGCCUUUUCAGUUCAUCUCUGGAGUGGAAAUAAAAGCAGAAAUUAUAUGCAUUUGCUUUAUUGAUGACUGCAUGGACUGUGAUGUUCCCCUUGCUGAGUUAACCUUUUCACGUUUGAAUUUCCUUCAGCAUUUGAGAGCCAACCCUGAAGGCUACGCUCGUUUUACCCUCUCUGGAGAUUAUUACAAUCGUGAGCUUUCAGGCUGGGAGCCAUUUAUUGAGCCUUGGCAGUGUUCAGUUUCUUGGCAACAGCAAGCUUCGAGCCGCCUCCACCCUUCCCGGCUGAAGCUGGAAGUAAAGGCUGAGCACCGUCUGGAUAUAAACAUUACCUCUGUCCUCAUGGAGCAAUACACAUGUACCAAACAGUCCUGGAUGGAAGAUUACUGUAAACAGGACAAAGAGGUGAAUGUAAUCAGUACAGAAGACUGGAUGGGUUCUUCGGUGGAUCCACCAUGUUUUGGGCAGAGCCUUCCUCUUGUCUACCUUAGAACUAGGAGUACAGCCAGUUUGACUAACCUAGAGCAUCAAAUCUAUGCUAGAGCUGAAAUGAAGACUCCAAAACGUAGGCAACCAUUUGUUCCAUUUGCUCUAAGAAAUCAUACUGGAUGCACACUGUGGUUUGCUACCCUAACUACAACUCCUACCCGGGCUGCCCUGUCUCACAGUGGGAGUCCAGGUGUGGUUCCUGAGGAAAACGGGACAUUGCUGGAUGAUGCCCACAAUGUCAGUGAAUGGCAAGAGGUUAUCACUGGGGAAGAGAUUCCAUUUGAAUUUGAAGCUAGAGGGAAACUCAGACACAGGCACACACAUGAUCUAAGAAUUCAUCAGUUGCAAGUGAGAGUGAAUGGCUGGGAAGAAGUCAGUCCAGUGUCUGUAGAUAAAGUUGGAACGUUUUUCCGAUAUGCUGCACCAGAUAAGAACUCAUCCUCUUCUACUCUUGGAAGCCCAAUAAGUAGAACAAAUAUAAUACAUCCACAAGUCUACUUUUCUUCAUUGCCUCCAGUUCGUGUGGUAUUUGAAGUUACCAUGGAAGGUAGUGCUCGGAAAGUGAUAACAGUGCGCUCAGCCUUGAUGGUGAAGAACAAGCUGGAAACACCAAUGGAACUAAGGCUAGACAGUCCUUCAGCUCCUGACAAACCUGUAGUUCUUCCAGCAGUUAUGCCAGGAGAUUCCUUUGCAAUUCCAUUACAUCUUACAUCUUGGCGUUUGCAAGCCCGGCCAAAAGGAAUGGGAGUCUUUUUCUGUAAGGCUCCAAUUCACUGGACUAAUGUCCAGAAGACAGCAGAGGUCUGUAGCAGCAAGCAAGAGUGUCAUUCAAUGGAGUCUGAAAACAGCCGGUUUUUCAGGUUUUGUGUGGCUAUAAAGAAAGAAAAUUACCCGGAUUACAUGCCUUCCAACAUAUUUUCUGACAGUGCUAAACAGAUUUUCAGGCAGCCUGGGCAUACUAUUUAUCUAUUGCCAACGGUGGUAAUCUGUAACUUGCUGCCUUGUGAACUUGAGUUCUACAUUAAAGGAACACCAAUUAAUGGGACACUAAAACCUGGGAAAGAGUCAGCAUUGCACACAGCUGAUACAUCUCAGAACAUUGAGCUUGGGAUAUUGCUGGAAAACUUCCCAAUCUGCAAAGAGCUGUUGAUUCCUCCUGGGACACAAAACUACAUGGUGCGGAUGCGGUUGUAUGAUGUCAACAAACGACUGCUAAACUUGACCAUCCGGAUUGUGUGUCGUGCUGAAGGUUCUCUAAAAAUACUGAUUUCAGCACCAUACUGGUUAAUCAACAAAACAGGAUUACCACUUAUCUUCAGACAAGAUAAUGCAAAAACAGAUGCUGCAGGUCAAUUUGAAGAGCAUGAGCUUGCUAGAAGCCUCAGCCCACUUCUCUUCUGUUAUGCUGAUAAAGAACAGCCAAACUUUUGUACAAUGCGGGUUGGAAGAGGAAUCCAUCCUGAAGGCAUGCCUGGCUGGUGCCAGGGUUUCUCCCUGGAUGGUGGUAGUGGUGUCAGAGCUCUGAAGGUGAUCCAGCAUGGAAACAGGCCAGGCCUCAUCUACAGCAUUGGUAUCGAUAUUAAAAAAGGUAGAGGCCGUUAUAUUGAUACAUGCAUGGUAACAUUUGCACCCCGUUACCUGCUAGAUAAUAAAUCAACCUACAAGCUUGCCUUUGUCCAGCGGGAAUUUGCCAGAGGUCGGGGAACAUCCAAUCCUGAUGGCUACAUCUCCACGCUUCCUGGUUCCAGCGUCGUGUUCCACUGGCCACGUAAUGAUUAUGAUCAGCUGUUAUGUGUGAGACUAAUGGAUGUCCCAAACUGCAUUUGGUCUGGGGGCUUUGAGGUCAACAAAAAUAACUCAUUCCAUAUUAAUAUGAGGGACACCCUGGGAAAAUGUUACUUCUUAAGAGUAGAAAUUACUCUUCAAGGAGCCACAUAUCGUGUUGCAUUCAGCGAUACUGAUCAGUUACCGCCACCUUUCCGCAUAGACAAUUUUUCCAAGGUCCCAAUUGUUUUUAACCAGCACGGUGUUCUCGAGCCAAGACUGUACACUGAGGUGAAGCCCUUGACCUCUCUGGACUAUGCCUGGGAUGAACCGAUUCUACCACCUUUUAUAAUGCUCACAGUCAAAGGGGCCGGCUCCUCGGAAAUCGUCUGUAGCAUGAAUGACUUCCAAGAGAGCAAACAGCUUUACUACGAGAACUUCAUCUAUAUUGCUGCUACAUACACUUUCUCAGGGUUACAGGAGCCAGGUGUAAGACCAGUUGCUUCGAAUAAGGAUGCUACAUAUGCAGAGCUCGUCCUUGAUGUUUCUCCAAAGACUCAAAGAGUUGUACUGAAAAAGAAGGAGCCAGGAAAACGAUCCCAGCUUUGGAGAAUGACAAGCACAGGAAUGCUUUGCCAUGAAGGUUCCUCUGUUCCUCAAAACCCCCAUAAAGCGUCUCCUCGGAAUGUGGACUCUUGUAUGAUUUUAGAUAUAGCAGGCCUGGCGGCUGUUACAGAUAACAGGUAUGAGCCCCUGAUGUUGAGGAAGCCUGAUCGACGGCGCAGCACUACCCAGACAUGGAACUUUCGUGACGGAAGGUUGACCUGUGGUAUUCAUGGACUUGUUGUCCAGGCAAAGGGAGGAAUAGUAGGCCUUCAUGAUGGAGCAGAAGUUGUUCUUGGUCCUGAUACUUCACUUGAUCUUUUGGGGCCAGUUCCACCUGAACAGCAGUUCAUAAACCAAAAAAUGAGGCCUGGGUCAGGAGUACUGGCUGUUAGAGUCAUCCCAGAUGGGCCAACUAGAGUUCUACAGAUAAUGGAUUUUAACCAACGUAGAAAUGAUCGUUUAUCCAGUGAAGGAGAUGAACUUCCCGUUACAGAACAGGAUCUGCGCAAGUUGAAAAACCCAGAUACAGAGCAGGAAUUAGAAGUGCUUGUGAAACUGGAAGGUGGAAUAGGAUUGUCUUUGGUCAACAAGGUUCCUGAAGAGCUGGUGUUUGCAAGCCUCACAAGAAUUAAUGUCCACUACACACAGCUGUCAACAAGUCAGGUCCUGGAGCUCAGUGUGCAAGACAUACAGGUGGACAACCAGCUUAUUGGCACCACACGGCCUUUCAUGCUCUUUCUGACACCUAAGACAACUGAGAAUGAAUCCGUGGAGGCUGGUCCUGCUGUACAAGUAAAUGCAAUGAAAUUUCCCAGUAAAAAUGCACUGACUGAUAUAUACAAGCACCUGAUGAUCACUGCUCGGAAGUUCACUGUUCAAAUUGAGGAGAAACUGCUUCUGAAGCUGUUGAGUUUCUUUGGCUAUGAUCAGUCUGAAUCAGAGGUUGAGAAGUAUGAUGAAAACCUCCAUGAAAAGGUUGUUGAACAAGGUGGAGGACAAAAGCGAUACUACUUUGAAAACCUGAAAAUUAGUGUCCCUCAAAUCAAGUUGAGUGUCUUCACUUCCAACAAGCUGCCUCUGGACCUCAAGGCAUUGAAAAGCACUCUGGGAUUUCCUCUAAUCCGAUUUGAAGAUGCUGUGAUUAAUCUGGAUCCUUUCACUAGGGUCCAUCCAUACGAAACUCAGGAGUUUAUCAUUAAUGACAUUCUGAAACACUUUCAAGAGGAGCUGCUUAGUCAGGCAGCAAGGAUUCUAGGCUCUGUGGAUUUCCUUGGCAACCCUAUGGGUCUGUUGAAUGAUGUUUCAGAAGGUGUUACUGGACUUAUAAAAUAUGGCAACGUUGGUGGUCUCAUAAGAAAUGUCACACAUGGAGUAUCAAACUCAGCUGCAAAGUUUGCUGGGACCUUGUCAGAUGGUUUGGGAAAGACAAUGGAUAACAGGCAUCAGACCGAACGAGAAUACAUACGAUAUCAUGCUGCAACUAGUGGAGAACAUCUCGUGGCUGGAAUCCAUGGACUUGCACAUGGAAUCAUUGGAGGACUGACAAGUGUAAUAACUUCAACUGUGGAAGGUGUGAAGACCGAAGGAGGUGUCAGUGGCUUCAUAUCAGGCCUCGGCAAAGGGCUGGUGGGCACAGUAACCAAACCUGUAGCUGGGGCUCUGGACUUCGCAUCGGAAACCGCACAGGCAGUGAGGGACACGGCAACUCUGAGUGGCCCCAGGACACGAGCAGAGAGAGUGAGGAAGCCCCGCUGCUGCAGGGGACCGCAAGGGCUUUUGCCCCGCUACUCAGAAAGUCAAGCAGAAGGACAAGAACAGCUCUUCAAACUGACUGACAACAUCCAAGAUGAGUUCUUUAUAGCAGUGGAGAACAUAGACAGCUACUGUGUUCUCAUCUCAUCUAAAGCUGUUUAUUUCCUGAAGAGUGGUGAUUACACAGACCGCGAUGCCAUCUUUCUCGAAGUCAAGUAUGAUGAUCUCUACCACUGCCUUGUUUCAAAAGACCAUGGGAACGUGUACAUACAGUUGACGAAGAAAGCUGUUAAUACCAGUAGUGGUGUAGCUAUGCCAGGCCCAUCACAACAAAAACCAAUGGUGAAUGUGAAAUCUGAAGUUCUUGCAGUAAAGCUAUCUCAAGAAAUAAACUAUGCAAAGAGCCUUUAUUAUGAACAACAGCUUAUGUUAAGACUCAGUGAAAAUCAAGACCAAUUAGAGCUGGACUCUUGAACCUCUUCUUACUGCCAGAGUGAACUGCAAUUACUGGUCUGGAGCUGAUGGUAUUCUGUCACUAGAGAAAGUCCUACAUGGUAAGGAAAUACAUGAUUGUAGUAUUCAACUAAAUGGAUCACUGUGUGUAAGAAAAGAAGGGAGGUGGGCUUGGUGGGCUUUCUUUUUUUUAAGCAUUAGUUGUAUAACAAAGAUAUAGCUCAAAUGCAUUUGGUUCUGGGACAUGCCCUGUAUUUUGCUAACAUGUAUAUAUGUAAAAGAGUUCCAUGUAAAUAAGAAAGUACAGACCAGGGUGGUGGUAUAAAUAGAAGUCUGUUUACUGUGUAAAGAAAUUAAAGGAGCUGUCCGAGUCUUACUGCACUACCUGAACUAACCCUCGUGUCUCUUUUUUGUCUCUUGAGAAAGCUGAUUUUCACAGUGCAGGAAUGUAGGUAAAUGUUUAAAAGAUAAAAUCAAAUUAGGAGUUAUUUGCAGCUGUUGGUGCACGGAUAUCCUGUGGUUUGGAGCUUUAGCAUUGUGAUUAGGGUGCAUUGGUUGGGGUUGGGUUUUUUGUUACAUCACUCGUACGCCUAAAUGCACAUCUGCCUGCUGCUCACUGAGACGUCCUCCUCAUUUUUAACAAAAAACCUGCAUUUUGUUGCAUAUUGCAGUGAGGACUCACUAAUUCAGUUACAUUUUCAAAAUAUCAGACAAUCAAAAGCUGAUUCUGCUCCAAAACCAGCACUCAUCCCUUGCAGAGUCACACCCCGGAAGGCCCCUGCUCCUCAGCUGCCUUUACAGUAAUUCAAAUGAGCAGCCUUGGCAAUUGAAAUCUUUUUUUUCCCUUCACUCAGACUGAAGUGUUUAUAGUGUGGAAUUCUGCUAGUAUUGGGAAUGCUAGGGAUGGGGGGAGAGAACAUCACUGCAUCAUUUGUCUUCAUGACAACCUCUUCAAAGUUAAACUUUUGAAAUAAUAAAAAUAAAAUAAAAAUAACAUGCUUUUUCAAA